UGGCGCAAUUCGUUCCUGUUCAGCCUCAUUUUCGGAGUGCCCACAAUGCUUAUAAUGGCUGUUUUUAUGUUGAUUUGGCCCCAUUCAAUGCCCGAUGGAUGUCCUGAACACAUGCUCCUUACUCCUCGUUCCUUGCUUCCCAAUGUUUCCGCCUCAGAUGCGCUCACUUUUUCAAGUUCGGAUCACGCAAGCAAUCAGUCUGUCCUUAUUUCUCAUCCACCAGAAAGUAUUACACCCAUUUGGCCAGUUUUUGAGCAGCUCUCUCAAUUCGAAUCUGCUUCCUUACCGGCAAUACCCCGAACGACAGCAGUUGAUGCACAAUUAAGUGUCGAAUCUCUCUAUUCAGUUCAUUGGUCACAUGCUGGCCCCUCUCCAAUGGUAUAUCCUGGCCUGUCAUGGGAGAACUUAUUUAUGCUACUUCUUGCCACACCCGUUCAGAGGCUACGUCGUAAUAAGGUUCUUGAUUCUGGUCUGCUACUUGUGAUUAAGGAACAGCUUCUAUGA
Protopolystoma xenopodis is the source of this 504-nucleotide messenger RNA. The record is from the annotation of a GenBank genome assembly. NCBI's taxonomy places the organism in Eukaryota, Metazoa, Platyhelminthes, Monogenea, Polystomatidea, Polystomatidae.